Messenger RNA from Phalaenopsis equestris, 622 nucleotides. Its product is annotated as histone H2AX. The coding region runs from base 96 to 515 and encodes 139 amino acids. The record is from RefSeq and is a predicted model, not a curated record. Gene Ontology annotation, molecular function: DNA binding; structural constituent of chromatin; protein heterodimerization activity. The transcript is spliced from 2 exons. NCBI's taxonomy places the organism in Eukaryota, Viridiplantae, Streptophyta, Magnoliopsida, Asparagales, Orchidaceae. Gene Ontology annotation, cellular component: nucleosome.
UAUUCCUUCUCCAAAAGCGAAACCAUUUAAGGCCGUGCUCUCCUCGUCGUUGUCGUUGAUUUGGAGCUAGGGUUUGCCUUCAGAUUCAAGCCGAUAUGAGCUCUACUGCAUCUACUAAGGGAGGUCGCGGCAAGUCGAAGCCCGCAAAGGCCGUAUCCAGAUCUAAUAAGGCCGGCUUGCAGUUUCCCGUCGGUAGGAUUGCUCGCUUCCUCAAGGCUGGCAAGUACUCUGAACGCGUCGGAGCCGGCGCUCCCGUGUAUCUUGCAGCCGUUCUCGAGUACCUUGCCGCUGAGGUUCUUGAGUUGGCUGGGAAUGCUGCGAGAGACAAUAAGAAGAAUAGGAUUAUGCCCAGGCACAUUCAGCUUGCGGUGAGGAAUGAUGAGGAGCUCAGCAAGCUGUUGGGGGCCGUGACAAUUGCUAAUGGGGGUGUUCUGCCCAACAUACACCAGAAUUUACUGCCAAAGAAGCAAGGCAAGGGGAAGGCCGACAUUGGUUCUGCCUCUCAAGAAUUUUAAAUUUUCCUGUGCGGUAGUGUAACUGGAUUUUGGUUUUAGUGUUUAGUUCUUGUUGAUAUGGUUCCUCUGCAAUGCAUAUCUUUUUCUAUAGGCUUAUUUUAGCCUAA